Molecule: messenger RNA, 734 nt
Organism: Orycteropus afer afer
Lineage: Eukaryota; Metazoa; Chordata; Mammalia; Tubulidentata; Orycteropodidae
Gene: EID1
Product: EP300 interacting inhibitor of differentiation 1
Biological process (GO): negative regulation of DNA-templated transcription
Cellular component (GO): nucleoplasm
Molecular function (GO): transcription corepressor activity
Source: RefSeq, a predicted model, not a curated record
AUGUCCGAAAUGUCCCAGCUGUCCGAAUUGUAUGAGGAGAGCAAUGAUCUGCAGAUGGAUGUGAUGCCUGGCGAGAGUGACCUUCCGCAGAUGGAGGUAGGCAGCGGGAACCGGGAGCCAUCCCCGAGCCUCUCCCGCGACGGGGCCCCGCCACAGCUCGAGGAGGAAGGCCCAAUGGAGGAGGAGGAGGCCCAGCCAAUGGCCGGGGCAGGGGGCCUUGCUAACGGGCCCAGCCGUGGGGAGCAGGCGGGCCAGAUCGCGGCCCCAGACUUGGAGAGCGAGGACGAGGGCGAGGAGUUUGAUGACUGGGAGGACGACUACGACUAUCCGGAAGAGGAACAGCUCAGUGGUGCAGGCUACAGAGUAUCAGCAGCCCUUGAAGAAGCCAACAAGAUGUUUCUGAGAACAUCCAGAGCAAGAGAAGCAGCUCUCGAUGGCGGCUUUCAGAUGCAUUAUGAGAAGACCCCUUUUGAUCAGUUAGCUUUUAUCGAAGAGCUUUUUUCACUCAUGGUUGUCAAUCGUCUGACCGAAGAACUCGGCUGUGAUGAGAUUAUCGAUAGAGAGUAGAUAAAUGCUGUUAAAAGAGGAGGAAACUACCUGAGGAAAGACCCAACAUUCUGUUAUUUUUGGGGUUCAUUCGAAAUAGUUCUGUGCCAGUGAAAAAAACUUGAUCUUCAGAAAAACGAAAUUGUAUUUGUUUUGCAGAAUAGAAUAGGACAGUGACUGCACAGUUG